UAUUAGAAAAAAAAACAAGUAUUCACUCUGGAGAUGUUCGAUAAGCGAAAGUAGUUUUUAAUUAUUCUUUUUUCAAGAUAUUGUAUAUUUAUAUUGUUGAAUAUAAACUUUAAAAAUUAUUUUUUUAUUUGAUUGGACAUUUUAUUUUUUACUUCUUUUUUUAAUAAAAUAUAUUCUUCGUACUAGAGUAUAUAAUGCUAUUAAUUUUUUUGUUUUCUGUAUAAAAUUAUUUCUGUUUAUAUUGUCUAAUUUUCUUUCACAUUUCUCCUUGUUUUUUCCUUUCAACUUGUUAAGUCUGAGUUUCUCUACAUAACUGUGCCUCACUCCCCCCCCCCCAAAUCCAAUUACUGUACAUCUGAACGCGGUUCUAGCAAGUGUUCUCUACACACGUACAUAAUAUGUGAUAUUUGUGUAAUGCUUAACUUACGCUCACCCACGUCCCUCACUCACGAAAGUGUGCUCAGUUGUGCGCGCUCACUGGUUUGCUACACGUCAAGAGUCUGAGCUGCUGACCUUGACAUCUGAUCUAGAACUUUUUCCAGAAAACAAUCUCUACCAGCCGACUAGUUUCAUUACCAUGAGAGUUAUUGAAUGAACGAAGUCUUCCAUAAUAUAUACGUAUCAAAAUAAACUUUAGUUUUAAUGCAUUGUUUCUAUUAUGCAUAAAAAUAUUAACCAAGAAACGAUCAAACAAGAAAUAAACUUAUAAAAUAAAAACUAAACUACUGUUAUUUCACUUGCAAUUAAAUUGUCAUUAUUUAAAAGAUUCCAUAUACCUGCAUUCAUAUAUUUAUUCUUCAAGGCUUAUUCCAGUCCAAGACAUUUCUGUUGCAUCUCUACAAUCAGGAAAACUUGGAGCUGGUAAACAGUCCUCAGAAUGAACCUGAACUUCUCAAGAGGACAACACGAGAGUCAAGUCUCUACAGAAGGGGAAUCGGGUCUACGAGAGUAUUCGCGUCAAUGCUCCAAGCACCCGGGUCAUGCUGACUUUAUUUCAGUCAAAGAUUUCACAAUGCAGCAUUUACCCGAGAACCACCGUGACCCAGAUCUGUUCCAGCUAAUCAAGUGUGCCGCAGAGCUGACUGUCAGAAUCAUCGUUGGUACCGUCAGUCCACACAGGCCGGAAUUCUGGCCAGACACAAAUCAGCCGUAUCCUUUUUACGACAUGCGAGGAAAGGAAGUGACGACAACAGGAAGUGGAGAGAUUUCUGUUUUCAAAUUUAUAAAUGGAGCGGGGUUUGACGGAAGAGGAAGUCCUAUCGAUCAGCUGGGUAAUAAAUAUGUUAGAGAGUACACGACCUGUCCUUGUAAGUCGUGCCGGAAGUCGGAAACACCCAGCAAUGCAUGGUGGGAAAUUAUAGUUUACACAGCCUCGCAUGUGGUGUUUGACGAGAUCGAGGCCAGGCAGACUUCCUGUAGAAUGUUUUACGAUGACGAAGAGAGUCCGGCAGAGAUUUUGAGUCCCAUGACCCUAGAUUACGUCAACAAAGACAGAGAGGUGUGCAUCCUGAAGCAUUGGACUUGUCAGCAGCUCGGACAAAGACUUUAUGAUAUGGCUCAGCACAAGUUUACCUUGAGACAGAAACUUUGGGACAAGUACAAGGUUGUUCCUGACGACAAUUUAAACUUUAUAAUCUCACACCCACAUGGAUGCUUCAAAACUAUCUGCAUCGGUAAAUGGAUGGACAACAUUAAAAUCAGUGAGCGAAGCCAGGAAUUUAAUUUUACGCGUUUGACCUACACGACUCCCACAUGUCCAGGAAGUAGCGGCGCCUGGGUUCAUUGUGUGGCUUUCGGUGGUGAUCAUGUCCACUUUGGGGCUUUUCAGCCUGGUCUUAACAUCAGUUGUACUGGACUUUUUCGAAAGCAGCCUCUCAAUGCUAGUAAUAGUGCUAGUGGUUCUAGUGACCAAAAGAGCUAAGUUUUUUAACGUGUAAAUGUCAAUCAGAGCCCAAAAUUUUCCUUCAAGAUCAAAACCCAAAUUGUCCUUUUAUUACCAAAUGAAAUUGAUGUCUCAGUUACGUAAAGUUACAAACAUUUCUUCAAAACGAAAGAAGAUAAUUGCAUAUUAAGUAAUAUUAAAUCUAAUCGGGAGUGUUAAUUAGAAACUUAAGCAUUACGAGAUCAUCUACUCGGCUAGUGCUCUAUUGACAACUAGGGAAGAAAGAGGAACUUCUAAAUGAAUUCAUUCUGGGUAUGGCAUGGAAUAAGAAAUGUGCCCUUAUCUUUCCUAAUCUCUGUGUCUUUUCUGAGAAUUUUUUAUGGGUUUUGGUUUUGUAGUUUAUAUAAAAUUAUAUUUUGGGUAUAUAGAUCCAUUUCAACAUUAAAAGUCUGUAGUCUAGACUAGAACAUUGGAUCUAGAUGUAUGGCAUGGAAGAUUCUAGUUCAGCUUGUAUGUAUUAUUAGGCCUAAUACUUUACUUUAUAGCCUUCAGCACGAUGUUCACUUUAAGAUGAACAGAACAUAACGUAUAUGAAUGAUUAUUAUUACGUUUACUAAUAUGACUAUGGAAUAUGGAGGCGCGGUGGCUGAGCGGUAAAGCGCUUGGCUUCUGAACUGGGGGUCCCGGGUUCGAAUCCUGGUGAAGACUGGGAUUUUUAUUUCGGGAUUCCUGGGCGCCUCUAAGUCCACCCAGCUCUAAUGGGUACCUGACAUUAGUUGGGGAAAAGUAAAGGCAGUUGGUCGUUGUGCUGGCCACAUGACACCCUCGUAAACCGUAGGCCACAGAUUUAGAUGACCUUUACAUCAUCUGCCCUAUAGACCACAAGGUCUGAAGGGGAACUUUACUUUUAAUAUGACUAACAUAAGUCCGCUAAAGUCAUUGCUUUAAAUAAGACGUGCAGCAUAUCUUGGACAACCUUGGAGGAACAUGUAUUAGAAAGACUUGAACAGACUUCCAUCCGCUGAAGAACAUCCGGGGAACUAGGGAAUAAGCCCCACCACCAAGAUCACGCUCUUCAACAACAUUAUCUUAUCUUAUAAAAUACAGACGUUACUUCAAAAAAGAAGAUGGUUACGUCCUACGCGUCAUGCAUUUAGUCAUGCAUUUUAACCAAUGACCUAAAUUCUGCCAAGUCACUGAUUUUCCUGGCUAGCUCAGGCAACCCGGUAAUCAAUGCUCUAAUAGCGCUAGGGAAAAAAGAGCAUUUGUACAAAUUUGUCCUAGCAUAUGGAACAAGGAAUGUGCAUUUAUCUUUGUGUCUUUCUGAGUAUUUUAUUAAAUUUUGUUUUUGUAUUUGAAGAUUAUAGUUCGGUGUUUUAUGUAUAAUUGCAACUUUACUUUUAAGUCUUCUGUCCUGAAGGCUUUCUAAAUAUAGUGAUUUUACUAAAGGUGUUACUCUAGUUAAAUGUUAAUAUUCUUUUGUUAUGAAUCUCAAUGCUCUAUUUUGUGUCUGUUACAGUUUCUUAAUGUUUUCUUGAGUUGAGGGGUCCCAAACAGAGAAUGCAUAUUCUAUUAAGGUUUAAUAACAUUUUAGUUUUAUGUUCUUAUUUGAUUUAUAGAAAUUUCUUUUAAUAAACCCUAAUGCUUUAUUUGAUUUUGUUAUAGUUUCAUCAAUAUGUGGAUUCCAUGACAGUUUUUCAUUUAUUACAACACCUAGGUAUUUUGCGUUUUUAGUCUGUGUUACUGGUUUGCCAUGAAUAAAAUAAGUUUAAUUAA
Molecule: messenger RNA, 3658 nt
Organism: Biomphalaria glabrata
Lineage: Eukaryota; Metazoa; Mollusca; Gastropoda; Planorbidae
Exons: 3
Coding region: 878-1921 (347 amino acids)
Source: RefSeq, a predicted model, not a curated record